This is a messenger RNA of Bombyx mori (domestic silkworm), 1121 nucleotides long. RefSeq names its product TAR DNA binding protein homolog (gene TBPH). Lineage: Eukaryota; Metazoa; Arthropoda; Insecta; Lepidoptera; Bombycidae. Gene Ontology annotation, molecular function: RNA binding. Gene Ontology annotation, biological process: regulation of gene expression. The record is from RefSeq and is marked provisional. Gene Ontology annotation, cellular component: chromatin; nucleoplasm.
GUCACGUCAUACGUCACAUACGUCACGAGUAUUAUAAGAAUUUCUGGCUUGAUUUACAAAAUAAUAUACUACUUAUACAAGAAUUAGGACUUAACCAGAGUCUCAAAGCCGUGCGAGUAGAUAAACGAGAUGAGGAAGUGGAAGGUCAGCGUUGGUCGGUGAGCAAGAUGACGGAGUACGUGCCGGUAAGCGAGGGCGAGCAAGACGAGCCCAUUGAGCUGCCAACCGAAGAAGACGGCUCGCUGCUACUGUCGACCGUGGCAGCGCAGUUCGCAGGUGCCAGCGGCCUGAAGUACCGAGUGAACGGGAGACUACGCGGCGUACGCCUCGUCGACGAGCGCCUGUCACCACCGGCGGAGGGCUGGCCGGCCUACCGAUAUUGGUGUGCCUUCCCACGCGCGGAAUCGCCGCCGCCUCGACCACGAUGCUCCGAUCUUAUAGUUCUCGGCUUACCAUGGAAGACGACAGAAGAAGCUGUACGAGAUUACUUCUCCUCCUUUGGCGAUUUGCUGAUGGUUCAAGUAAAACGCGAUACGCGCACCGGACUAUCCAAAGGUUUUGGCUUCAUCAAAUUCGCCGAGUACGAAGCUCAACUGCGUGCAUUAGGCCGCCGACACAUGAUAGACGGGCGCUGGUGCGAUGUUCGCAUCCCGAACGGCAAGGACGGCUCGUCGACGGCUCAUCGAAAGGUAUUCGUCGGCCGUUGUACGGAGAAUAUUACAGCCGAAGAUCUCAGAGAGUACUUCGGCUCCUUUGGUCAAGUGACAGAUGUGUUUGUGCCGCGACCCUUUCGUGCAUUCAGCUUUGUGACGUUUCUUGACCCAGAAGUAGCAAGGUCCUUGUGUGGACAAGAUCAUAUUAUAAAAGGUGUGUCAGUAAACAUUUCAACAGCAUCACCAAAGCGCGAAAGGUCCACUACUGCAGCCAGUGGGCUCGGCUGGGGCCGUAUGCUUGGCUGGCCAGCUGAUGCAUGGCCACUCCCGGCACCCCAUCCCCUCGAGUCAAAGCCCUACCUCAAAUACGAGUAAACUGUGCCUCCUGUUCUCCACAAACCUACAUUGUUAAUAGCUUUCAAAUUUUAUAUGAAACAAAUUGUGUAAAUAAUAUAUUAUACCAAGUUA